Exophiala oligosperma is the source of this 1284-nucleotide messenger RNA. RefSeq lists its product as uncharacterized. NCBI's taxonomy places the organism in Eukaryota, Fungi, Ascomycota, Eurotiomycetes, Chaetothyriales, Herpotrichiellaceae. The record is from RefSeq and is a predicted model, not a curated record. Bases 1 to 1284 code for a protein of 427 amino acids. The transcript is spliced from 3 exons.
AUGCGUCUUUCACUCGGCUUUCCUGACUACUUCCGCCGUCGUAGAGGCUACGAUGGCCAAUUGCCCCAUGGUCCGACCUUCAUUAUGCAGGCGGGUGUCGCCGGAGUUGCUAAGCUGACAAUGGACGGAGCUGAUCGAAAAAUAUCCCCUGAUCCCCCUUGGACACUGGAAGUAAGGCUCAGUGGCAUUCUGAAAUGCGAACUGGACAUGAACCCUGACAGUGGAUUGUCAGAGUAUCGAGCCACCAAGACAACAGAGUUGGUGUCUAUGAUGCAUUUCACGGCGACUGACAAUCUUUUCGAUCAGAUGAUGGAGUCAGGAGCCGCAAGUGUGCCAUUCUUCUUCGACCUCAGUCCUUACCUUCAAGAUGGCGGGAUAGACGAGCCACCAAAAUACAACUCAACCCUCUCUAGCCAUUUCACCCCACUUCCUCCGUCCAUCCUUCCGUCGUCACUGGGUUCCCGUCAUAGAGGCAGGACAGGCAACCUGUGCGAAGGAUUCGCGCUAGCUCACGUCUACUACACAAUCACCGCCACGCUGAUGACCGACACGCACACCGUGUGUCGGCGCAGCCAGAGAAUCAAUCUGAUUCCGUUGCUACUGGAAUGCCCUCCCACAUGCCUUGCAGAUUUCGAGGGGGAGUACCAGCCAUGUCAGCGACGGACUUUGAAAGAGUCGAUUUUUUGGAACAGGGGUGAUAUCCAGAUCACGAUCCGGGAGCCAGACCAGUUGACCCUCACGCCUGAUAUCAAUGGGUCUUUUGCGAGACUUCCUGUUCAACUACAGCUGGACUUGCCUAGCUCGUACAAGAUUCCAGCAAACGGUGCGCUAUGCGUCGAGACUGACGUGACAUGGCAGCUCCGAGCGAUAUCCUUCGUCUCGAUCAAGGCUCAAACGCACGUCCCGACCAUUAAAGGGGCUCUUGCAAGCCCAACCAUUGCCCCAGUGGGCACAUCGACUGCGACAAGAACUUCAUCUGUAACCUGGGGGGACUGGACGAUAAUAGAUGGACACUACUCGGCAAAAACCCGUCUGGAGAGUCAUCAAGAGUUGCUCUUGAGCUUUGCAUCCUCGGAUAUCAAGACGCCGACCUUUUGGUCUCCAUAUCUCAGUGUGAGGUUUACUCUUCGGGUACAGUUUCAAGUCAAAGCACCUGGGAUUGCGACAAUCGAGUUGGAAGUACCAAUCCAAGUGGGUGUGGACCAAGAAUCUUUGGAAAGCCACAGACUCGAAAUCGACCAAGGUUUGAGAGAAAAAGGUGGUUACAUAUUGGGGCGUACUUGA